UCUAUGCACUACUUCACACAAUCUUAAUUAACCUCUCUACUUUGCAAACCAUCAAUCAUCUAUGAUGAAAAUUAAGCCGCCAGUCCCAUUAGUUUUGGUGAUCAUGCCCUUAUUAUACUGGCUUUGCCUUUGUAAUCACGUAUUUGUGGUUUCUGGUCUUUGUCUUGAUGAUCAGAAGUCUUUGCUGCUCCAACUUAAGAACAACCUCUCAUUCACGUCAGAAAGUAGCCGCAAGCUGAAGUUGUGGGAUCCAAGUGAUGAUGAUUGUUGUUCAUGGAUGGGAGUAACAUGUGACAAUGAAGGACAUGUUACUGGUCUUGAUCUCAGUGGAGAAUCAAUCACCGGUGGAUUUGACAAUUCAAGCAGUCUUUUCAGUCUCCAACUUCUCAUGAAUCUGAAUUUGGCUGAUAAUUAUUUCAACUGUACCAUUCCAUCUGGAUUCAACAAGUUGAAGAAUUUAAUUUACCUGAACGUGUCAAAUGCUGACUUUUCAGGGCAGGUUCCAACAGACAUUUCACAACUCACAAGGUUGGUUGCUCUUGAUUUAUCUCCUAGUUACUCUUAUAAUCUGACGAUCUAA
Messenger RNA from Lotus japonicus, 580 nucleotides. RefSeq names its product receptor-like protein 7. The record is from RefSeq and is a predicted model, not a curated record. The coding region runs from base 62 to 580 and encodes 172 amino acids. Lineage: Eukaryota; Viridiplantae; Streptophyta; Magnoliopsida; Fabales; Fabaceae. The transcript has a single exon.